Molecule: messenger RNA, 855 nt
Organism: Aedes albopictus (Asian tiger mosquito)
Lineage: Eukaryota; Metazoa; Arthropoda; Insecta; Diptera; Culicidae
Exons: 1
Coding region: 1-855 (284 amino acids)
Biological process (GO): DNA integration
Molecular function (GO): nucleic acid binding
Source: RefSeq, a predicted model, not a curated record
AUGGAUAACAUUGUUGUACGUGGAAACAAAAUGGUCAUACCGACAAGUUUGCGGAACCGCAUGCUGACACUAGCCCAUGAGGGCCACCCCGGUGAGUCCCUUAUGAAGAGGAGAUUGCGAGAUCGGUUGUGGUGGCCAGGUAUGGAUCGUGAUGUCACCAAAUUCGUAGUUGCGUGUGAAGGUUGCCGACUGGUAGGAUUGCCAUCCAGGCCCGAGCCUAUGCAGCGACGUCCAUUGCCAUCUCGACCAUGGAUUGACGUUGCUUUGGACUUUCUCGGCCCUCUUCCAUCCAGGGAGUAUCUUUUGGUCAUAAUCGACUACUACUCGCGAUAUAAGGAAAUCGAAAUCAUGAGUAGGAUUACUGCAAAGGCAACAAUUGAUCGUUUGAGCCGUAUUUUCACUAGAUUAGGGUAUCCCAUGACCAUAACUCUAGACAACGCACGGCAAUUCAUUAGUGCAGAGCUAGAACAGUUCUGUUCAGAACAUGGAGUCCAUCUCAACAACACAACCCCUUACUGGCCUCAGGAAAACGGCCUGGUCGAGCGGCUGAAUAGGUCCGUCCUCAAACGGCUCCAGAUAAGCCAAAGUCUACAACGCGAUUGGAAGGCUGAUUUGAAUGACUACCUCAUGAUGUACUAUACGACACCACAUAGUGUUACCGGCAAAACCCCAACGGAGUUAUGCUACAGCCGCACUAUAAGAUCUAAACUGCCUUCACUGCAGGACAUUGAAGUUACUUAUCGUGACGGUGAAGUUUCUGAUCGCGAUCAGCUGGCUAAACAGAGGGGAAGGAAAGAGGGGAUCAAGAUCGGCGUGCUGCUCCAUCGAAUAUCCAAAUCGGAGACGAUGUACUGA